Trichobilharzia regenti is the source of this 1699-nucleotide messenger RNA. The record is from the annotation of a GenBank genome assembly. NCBI's taxonomy places the organism in Eukaryota, Metazoa, Platyhelminthes, Trematoda, Strigeidida, Schistosomatidae.
AACGAUACUCAUUGUUUGGUUUCUUUUAUAUUUUAUGGGGACACUUUAGUCGGUUGGUCGAAUAACUGACUACACAUACGAUUAUGACAGAGGAAAGAGAUGUUGUUUCCGUGGAUUUAUCCACUGAAUUCAAUGAAUUGGUUCGAUAUCGAAGCCUAAAGAGUUGGCAGGAGUGUGAAGAAUGUAUACGGCGUUUCGAAGAGGUGACGCAUUUAUACAAUUCCACAAAUUACUUAACUGUUCUCUACAGAAAACUGGUAGCUCUUACGAAAUAUGCGACUGUCGGGUUUAUCGAAAUGAAAACAACAUGGUAGAUCCAGCAUAUAAAUACUUAUAUGUUGUCUUUUGUUGUCACGGUGAUCGCAGAAAAAAGUGGGAAAGCAGGCAAAGAGAAAGAUCAAAGUCGAAGUGUAUAGAUUGUCUAUUCACCUUCAGAAUUCAGCUUGAAUUCGGGCAGUAUAAAGUAGCCGAGCCCAUCAACACUAUACAUAACCACGCGUUGACGAGGGAGGUGAUAAUGUCUGUGGAGCCAGAAAUUCCAAAACUCCGUAGUAAACAGAAAUUACAAGUGCUGCCGUCCACUGAACGAAGUGAACCUCGUGCACAAAAGGUCAACGUGGUUGAUGUCGAAUUGGAGAACCAUAUGACGUAUGAUGAAUAUCGGCAUUUUCACGAAAUUGUCUACCCUAAAAUGUGUAGUUUGGAUACGCUCAUAAGCGAAAUUCGUGAGACAGGGACAGUGUGGUACAAGAUGGAUAACCAGCGACAUGUCGAGAAGUUUAGUUUCGCAACCAAGGAAAUGAUAACUUUGUAUAAAAAAUUUCCUGAAGUUGUUGGUAUGAACUCAAUGUACAUUACGAAUGGAGAAGGGUAAGCAUACGAUACAAAACACUUCAUUUGCAGUUAUCUUCUAUACCAACUGGUUAUUACUGAUGGGUUGAAUAGAAAUUGUACUGUAAUGUACAGUAUAACUCAUCGUGAUCGAUUGAUUGAUGUUGAGGAAGUCUUACAGUCCUUCAAGCAUAUUAUGGGGGAUACAUCAAAGACUGUUACAUUUGUCAUUGACAACAGUUCUGUAGAGCUAGGGGCCAUUCGUAGUCAGUUCCCUGUCUGCUCUAUUGUACUAUGUGCAUGCAGUAUCAUCAGAACCUUCAAUAAUAAAUUCCGUGAUGCUGAAUGCAGAAGUAAACUUAAUGAAAUGGUGUACACUCGAAAGAGGGACAGAUUUUAUACACUGAAAUUAUCGAUGAGUACAGAGCAUCCUGAGGCUAUGUCCUACAUCACUACAAAUUUAUGGAGUUGUCGCCAUAUGUGGGCGUCGUGUUUUAAUGCAUAUGUCGUUACCUUUGGCAAUAAAACUAAUAACAGAGUCGAGUGCUAUCAUAAGCACCUCAGGAAACAUCUAAGUAACAAACCUAAACCACUGGAACUGAUCAUUCGUGAAAUUUGGGAGUGUUCAAUUGAGUCAUCAAGACGAAAUGCUGUUGAAGGAAAUCGCAAUCUUCGGUACUCUAUAAAGUUCGACGUAACUCGUGUAGUUAACUAAAAUGGUUUUUUCAGGUGGAUGAAGGUCUUUCUAGCAUACUUAGGCGUAUGACCUCCUACGCUGCCUAUUCGCUUUACAAAAGUAUUAAGAAGCAUCCUGAUAUGCAGGUUACCGAAUCCACAGAAGUAACUGUAGUAUUUAAAGAAGGCGGUA